AUGCUCAGGUGGAACACAAUCGAAGCAUCUACGGACGGAACGUCCUGUUUAUUGAUCACUUUUGUUCUGCUGUGUUGUGGUAUGCCCUUGGUGGUGGGACACUGGGAACACUGCUGCCCUCGAUUCGCCCCUGCAGAGGCCCCCAAGGAAGAAGGCACGCCCUUCUGGAAGCUGGUGCUGAAGCAGUUUGACGACCUGCUGGUGAAAAUCCUCCUGGUCUCUGCAGUCGUCUCCUUCCUCCUCGCCCUCGCCAACGGGGAGAGCGGCUGGCACGCCUUUGUCGAGCCUGCUGUCAUCCUUCUCAUUCUCAUUGCCAACGCCACAGUUGGGGUCAUCACAGAAACUAACGCAGAGAAGGCCCUGGAGGAGCUGAAGGCUUAUCAAGCCGAUGUUGCUACAGUACUGCGCAAUGGCAGGCUGGCCAUCAUCCCAGCUGCAGAGCUGGUCCCUGGCGACAUUGUUGAGGUGUCAGUCGGCGGCAAGGUGCCAGCGGACCUCAGGGUGCUCUCCCUGCUCAGCACUCAGCUCAGAGCAGACCAAUCCAUCCUCACAGGGGAGAGUGGGUCGGUGUCAAAGACAAAACGAGCCACACGGUCAGCAGCGGCAGUAUAUCAAGACAAGACCUGCAUCCUCUUUUCCGGAACCGUGGUGACAGUGGGGAGGGUGCGGGCCAUUGUUAUCGCCACAGGAGGGAGGACUGCCAUUGGGAAAAUCCGUGAUGCCAUAUCGGAGUCAGCAGAUGAAAUGACUCCUCUAAAACGCAAGCUGGACGAGUUUGGCACCUUCCUCUCCAAGGCCAUAGCUGUGGCCUGUAUUCUUGUGUGGGUAAUCAACAUCAGAAACUUCCAGGAUCCUGCGCACGGCGGUGUUAUUCGAGGGGCUAUCUACUAUUUCAAGAUCGCGGUUGCUCUAGCUGUGGCCGCCAUUCCUGAAGGCCUUCCAGCAGUCGUCACCACCUGUCUGGCUCUAGGCACGAAGAAGAUGGCGCGGCUAAACGCCAUAGUGCGCUCGCUGCCCUCCGUGGAGACUCUUGGGUGCACCACUGUCAUCUGCAGUGACAAGACAGGCACUCUCACCACCAACAUGAUGUCUGUUAACAAGAUCUGUGUGUGCAGCACAGCAGCAGGCCCCUUGUGUGAGCUGGACGUGUCUGGAACCACAUACGCGCCUGAAGGCUCCAUCUCUCUCGGCCGCUCGGUGGUGGAGCGGCCAGCAGACAUGCCAUCGGUGCAGCACGUGGCCAUGUGCGCCUCCAUGUGCAACGACUCCACCCUCCAGUACAACGCCACCACUGACACCUACGACCGCAUUGGAGAGGCCACUGAAGUGGCCCUUCGGGUUCUCACAGAGAAGGUCGGCAUACCCGGUUAUUCCGACAUGCCCACAUCCCUUGGGCUCCUCAGCAAGGCAGAGAGAGCCGCCUUCUGCAACAACCACUGGCAUGACACCUUCCACAAGCUUGCAAGUCUGGAGUUCUCAAGGGACCGCAAGCUGAUGAGUGUGCUGUGCACGAGAGGCGAGGAGGAGAUUCUCUUCUGCAAGGGAGCGCCAGAGGCUGUGCUGUCUCGCUGCAGCAAAGUACUGACGAAUGACGAUGGGGCAGUGGCUGCCAUGACGCCUGAGCUGAAGGCAGCGAUCGAAGAGCGAGUGUGCAGCAAAGUACUGACCAACGACGAUGGGGCAGUGGCGGCCAUGACACCUGAGCUGAAGGCAGCGAUCGAAGAGAGAGUGUGCAGCUACGGCCGGCACCAGAUGCUGCGAUGCCUGGCGCUUGCCAUGCGGCCUCUGCCCGGAGGGCAUCAGACCAUCACUCCUGAAGAUGAAUCCGACCUCACCUUCCUCGGACUGGUGGGAAUGCUGGACCCACCUCGGGAGGAGGUGAGAGCAGCAGUGGAGACAUGCCGGUCGGCUGGCAUUCGCAUCAUAGUUGUCACAGGCGACAACAAGGCCACAGCAGAGUCGGUGUGUCGUCGCAUCGGGCUGCUCAGCCCUCUCUCUGCAGAUGCCCUUAUCAUCAUCGACCCCACUUCCCCCAACACCCCCGCCUCCCCCGCGUCGCCUCUGCUCAAAGGAAGCGCCAGUGGGGGAGCGGGAGGGGGAGAGGAGGGGGGUUAUGCGUCGCUGACAGCAGCCGAGUUUGAGCUGCUGUCGCCGUCGCAGCAGGCUGCUGCUGUUCAGCAGCUCGUCCUCUUCUGCAGAGUGGAGCCCAGCCACAAGUCCAUGCUAGUAGAUUUGCUCAAACGCCAAAAUGAAGUGGUGGCGAUGACCGGUGAUGGGGUGAACGAUGCACCGGCACUCAAGAAAGCAGACAUUGGAAUUGCCAUGGGGUCUGGCACUGCGGUGGCCAAGGGAGCAUCAGACAUGGUGCUGGCAGAUGACAAUUUCUCCACCAUUGUUGCGGCGGUGGGCGAGGGGAGGGCAAUCUACAACAACAUGAAGGCGUUCAUUCGCUACAUGGUGUCCUCCAACAUCGGGGAGGUCGUUGCCAUCUUCCUCGCCGCAGCAGUGGGCAUGCCAGAGACGCUCAUCCCCGUGCAGCUGCUGUGGGUGAACCUUGUCACUGACGGCUUGCCUGCUACCGCCCUGGGAUUCAACAAGCAAGACCGCGACGUCAUGAGCAUUAAGCCUCGAAAGAUGGAGGAUGCAAUCGUCAAUGGAUGGCUCUUCUUCCGUUAUCUAGUCAUCGGGAUCUACGUGGGGUUGGUGACAGUGGCUGCCUUUGUGUGGUGGUAUAUGUGGUUCGCCGAUGGCCCCAAGAUCUCCUGGACUCAACUGGUCACCUUUGACACGUGUGUGGAUUCAUCUGGCCGCCCCUGUGCUGUGUUCCUAGACCCCCGCCCACGUACUGUGGCCAUGUCAGUGCUGGUGGUGGUGGAGAUGUUCAACGCCCUCAACAACCUCUCCGAGAACCAGAGCCUGCUCGUCCUGCCGCCCUGGUCCAACCUCUGGCUGCUAGCAGCCAUCGCCUUCUCAAUGAUCCUCCACUUCCUCAUCCUCUACGUGCCAGCCCUCGCUGUCCUCUUCUCUGUGGGCCCUCUCUCCUGGCCAGAAUGGCGUGCAGUGCUGCUCUUCUCUUUCCCUGUAUGCCAUGCUCUCAACUCUAGCCCCACUCCACUUUUCACACUUUCCAUGCUCCACUUCUCUUCCUUCCUGUUGUAA
Closterium sp. Yama58-4 is the source of this 3159-nucleotide messenger RNA. The record is from the annotation of a GenBank genome assembly. Lineage: Eukaryota; Viridiplantae; Streptophyta; Zygnematophyceae; Desmidiales; Closteriaceae.